UCGACUCAAGCGGUCAUCUAUUGGGCCACCACUGAGCAAAUGUAUGGGCUUCACGGAGCGUUUGCUUGCCAAGGCAGCGACUUUUUCCUUCCUCCAUGCCUGCAAACAUACGAACUAUUCGUCGAGGAGCAUUAAGCCUAUCAUGGACCUGGACGACACCGACGCUCUCGUAAGUUGGACCAUUUCCGUGUUUGGGGAACUGCCCUUCGACCUUGUUGAAGAAUCAUGGAUCAAUGCGGCAUGGGAUAACAGGUACACGGAUAUAAGUCUCCCCGAUGUCGAUUUGUUGGAGUCUGUUGAAGGAAACAGUUCUGCCUUGCUGGACGCUCUGUCGACUGCGUGCGACGUUUGCCAGAAGUGGUCUCGCUUUUCGGUGUCUGACGUGGACGUAGGAGAGGAAGACAGUGACGACAAACUUUGGAGAACUCUCAUGGACAAUGGUGUCCACUACAAAGCGUUGCUAGGCUUGGUGUACUUAGGAAUCGGUCAGGGCAACUCGGCAGGUGCCUUCCUCGUGAAGAAGAAGAUAGCCUUGCGAUUUUCUAAACUCUACUUCAACCUCGUGCUUGUGCCGGGAAGCUCUGCAUACAGAAUUUUCCAGGAGAGCCUUUUCCAAAGCGCCAUUCAGUGUUUUCGUCUUCCGAGCAAGAACACCAACCUGAAUGCAGAUGGAACGGGAAGCAGAAACGCGUCACAGAGCGGGAGCACGCGUGGCGGUGGUCGGGGCGGCCGGCGAAAGCAGUCCGCCACAGCCGCGGCUGGCGACGACGCCGACGCCAAUGAGAGCACGGUUGUUGAAAGUGAGACCAUUUCAGAAUCAAUGCUUCUGGACUUCAUGACCUGUAUGACGGACUCGCUGAAGGACCUCGUUUGGGCGCUGCAGACAUUCAGCCUGCGCCCCUACGGGGAAGUGACUGACUUUCUCAUCCAACAUCUGUGCGAACUGGCCCAGCUCGACAUUCCCGGUGCAGACGUGCGCUUCAACGUCGGCGUAGAGCAGCAGUUCCGCGGCUGCCACUACCGCCAGCUGACUUCGUACGCCUACUGCGCGCUCAAGCUCCUGUGCCUGCCGCAGCACGGGGAGCCUGCCGACAACUUCCGGACCAUUGCCAAGAGCCUGAUGCCGCACAUCCUCAUGCUAGCCGCCGGCAACGCGCAGACCGUGACCCGUCCCUUCGCGAAUAUCCGAGACAACGCCGUGGCCUUUUUGUGCCACGUGAUGCGGACGUGUGACGACUCCCUCAGGGAGAGCUUCCAGGACGUGGGAAUCAUCCUGAUCCACAACGUCGCCUUCCACGCCGUGGACCGCACCGACUUCCGACUUAAGACCACGCAUGCCGUGAUCAUGAUUAUGGGCGAGCUCACCGAGGAGCGCUUCAAGCGCGUCGUCCAGUGGUUCAUAAAGCUCACAACGGUGCCGCUGGCCAACCGGCGUAUCUUUGCCCUCGAAAUGAUCCUUGCCCUCAUAUGGGACGAGCGGGUGGCUGACAAGCGGUCGGACCUGCUGCUUGCUGCCAUGAAGCGAUGCAAUGACAAGGCUGCCUCAGUCAAGACCAAGGCACUGUCCGUGCUUGCGAGCGUGACGAACGAGCAGCACGAUCUGUGGACGCCCUUGCUUAAGGUUUCUAACCCUGUUGAGCCAGGAGAUGAGGGUGAAGGGGAACAGGUGGCCGUUGAGGACGACCGCCUCUCCCAGCUGAUGGAGGUGCUCAAGUAUCGUGCAGAAGACUCUAAAGUGAAUGUGCGCAAAGCGGCACUCUCACUGCUGCAGAAUGUACUCUGCGCCAGUGGCGACUUCAUCAAGGAGGAGUACGUGGAGAUUCUGAAGGAGAGCUGCCUGGACUUGGCUCUGCUAGUGCGUAAGCAGGCACUUCAGGCUCUGACCAAGUGCCUGCGUGCACACCCAGAGGAAGAGCUGUUGCUGCGGCUCUGGUUGGAAGGAGCGCUUCCGCUGGUGCUGGAUGCCGAGAACACUGUCAUGGAGAAGGCUGUUGAGGCCGUUGAGGAGCUGAUUCUGGGACCGCUGUGCCUCUUGGCACCAGGGCCUGAUGCCAACCUGGCCUGGCGGCUACUGGCACAGGUGUCUCAAGGCCCAUUUCGUGAGCACCACAAGUACCUCCAGCAAGCUGUGCUGCAGCUGCAUCGUGCUGAGAAGUUGCGGCCCAACGAGUUGAACGUCCUGAAAACUUAUGUUGGAGGACCCAACGAUGCCUCAGUCUGGCUGCUGCUUUCCAAGCUCUCUCUGUGCUGUGACCUUGGCCAGGGCAACUUCGCCUUCAGCUACUGGAAGCAGCAGUGGGAGGACCAGCCGGAAGGGUCGAAUAGCCCACGUGGCUCCAACGAGACAAUUAACCACGUGCUUAUUGUCCUCAAGAAAGUGUCUCGCCACUUGCCCUCAAAUGCGCUGCGAGAGCUGAUAGCAGAUCUGGAGCAGCGGCUAUCUCAGCUGAGUCUCCCUGUAGAGGUUAUCGCUCACACAGUGGACUGCUUGCACAGUCUUAAGCGUAACGUGCACCGGGAGCGGCCUGAACUGGGCGAGCGUGCCGUCCAGGUAUGGUGUAAGCAGAUGCUGGACAAAUGCCAAACGUUCCUUUCCCAGGCCGUCAUGGGAACUAAGGGUGCAGACAGCACACUUCUGGAAGAGCAACUGGUGCGCCAUCUCAUGCUCCUCGGGGAGGCAUCUCAGCCCGCACCUCGUGCUGUCUCCAGCCAGCUUCAUGACCUGGUUCAGGCCUGCAUGACCAGUCCGGGUGGCCCAGAGCCCACAUCAGAGCCUGUCUCUAGGGAAGAUGCCGCCAUGUCAGAGCCUGAUGCCGAGAAUGGUGAUAUCAAGGAGAAGAAACCAACCAGGCGAUCCCGGGCACGACUGUCGGGUGGUGGAAAGAGCUGCCUGCGACCCACUCGGCGCGUGCGUGCCCAUGCAGUGAUUGUGAUGGGUAUGCUUUGCAUACAGAAUGAAAUGCUUGCGAAGACCGUUGUGCCAACCAUGGGAAAUUCUCUGUCAAGCAGCCAGGAUCCGAUGAUACGUGCCAACCUGAUAGUUGCAUUGACUGACAUGUGCAAGCGUUAUGCAGUCCUGGUUGACCCGUAUCUACCCAUUGUGACACGUUGCAUCAAAGACUCUGUUCCAGCUAUUCGCAGUUUGGUCCUCACAUGCUUGCUGCAGUUGCUGCAACAGGAUUUUGUUAAGCUGCAUGGGCGGCUCUUCUAUAGGUUACUUUCAGCCCUUACUGACGAGGAGCGCGAGAUUCGCGAGCUGGCUGAGUUUGGGCUAGUGGACUGUGUGCUCAAACGGAAUACGCAUGUCUUUUACCACCGGUUCGUGGAGUGCCUCUGCUACUUCAACUCUUACCGCGGUUGCAGCGGCCAGGCAUCACAGGAAAAUGUUGUUGAGACGACCGAGCGGGACCGGCGCCUGUUCAGCCUUGAAGGAGAGGGUCGACGGGACCAGCGUAUGGCAUUGUACCGCUUCAUGUUGCUAAACAUGCCAGAUGAAGAUAGGUUUAAGCUAACCCUUGCACUGACCCAGAGUGUGCUUGUGCCCUGUGCGGAUGAGACAAACACUGGCCCCGGCAUGGAAGAGGAGUGCCCUGAGCUGCUACAUGACACAUUGUGGGUGCUGUGCUCCGAGGAGAUCAAACUGCAAACCAUUGCAGCUGCAGCUGAGGAUGCAGCUACAGAGGAAGACCCUGCCCAGGCCUUGCUGCACACCACACGCAAAACAAUACUCAGCACUGUGGUGCGGGUGAAUUUGGUGGAGAACGUGAUCCCUGUGGUCAUCGCUCUCAAGAACAAGUUGGAGGCUGCCCGGUCACCACUACUGCGGUCACUGCUCAUGUUCCUACGCGAGCUAAUGCGCGACUACAAGGCGGAGGUCAAGGACAUGCUGUCGGCAGACAAGAAGCUGGCCAGCGAGGUUGCCUUUGACCUGCGGCGCCUGGAACGGGAGGAAGAAGAGGAGGCCGCUGCCGAGGGCCAUCCGGCUGCAACACCAAAGACACCUGCACGUGCGGCAAACCCAGAGCUUAGGGAACUGCUUGACACAGCGCGUAAGCUCAGGGAAGAGGCCAUCAAGCGGCGCAGCAUUGUGGUGCUGCCAGAAGUUGCAUCUGAGGAAGGAACUGCAGAGCAACAGAAUGGCGAUGGCGAGGCUGCGCAUCAAGGUGACCAAGCAGACACUGCCUCAACUGCAGCUGCGGAAAACGCUGUUGAGAAUAAUCCAGAGGAACCAGCUGGUGACAAGCUUGCUUCAAAACACACACCUAGCAAUGCACGGACAAAAAGUCGGGCUAGCUCCACGGCUAGCCUCGAGUCUGUGUCAAGCAAAGGUGGCUCUAGAGCUACACCAACCGGACGACCAAAGGACUCUUUACGGAACUCUGCAGCACCUGCGGCCAGCAAGUCUGUUUCUGAAGUGACUCCACUAAGGGUUUCAAACAGCCGCUCUAACUCAACAGCACGAAAAGAACUCGUGAUGGACCUAGCUGACAGUCAAGUACAAGAGCAGGCAAAAGGUGAUGUUCUGAUGGAAGACGCUGCUCCAGAUUCCCCACUGUCACGGUGUUCCAGUUUAUCUGACCUUAGUGACAUCAGUGCACUGUCUAUUGAGGAUGCCACAGAUGGAGCUAAGAGAAGAAUAAGAAAGAAGAGUCAGACUCCUACGCCUCCUUCGGGAGUUCGUAUUUCAGGGAGGCUUCGGUCACCAAGGAGGAGGUUUCCAAUCGAACUUGGCGAAACUAACGCUGUACAAAGUUCACCGCCACAAAACUCUGCAACAUCAGUCCCCGAUUCACCAGCACAUUCAGAGACAGAUGCUGGCGAGUUCAAAAAGCCAACAAAGAAACCUGGUCGAUUAACAACAAGCAUGAGCAGUGCCCAGACCAGUACGCCUGUGCUCGGCGACCGAAGAAAAAGGCUCUGCAAGUCUCCCAAUAUCAGUGUAAUCAAAUGACGUUCACACGUGCUCUUUUAGGACCUUGUGGCAAAAACAUGACCAAGCAUGUGUUUUAUUAUUGUAUUGUACAUUUAAGGUUUUGUACGAUCUGUAGUAAUGUAGAAACAUUUUCAUUCAUAUUUAUUAUUAAACGAAUAUUAUUAAAACAUGA
Dermacentor albipictus is the source of this 5105-nucleotide messenger RNA. RefSeq names its product condensin-2 complex subunit D3-L-like. The record is from RefSeq and is a predicted model, not a curated record. Gene Ontology annotation, cellular component: condensin complex; condensed chromosome, centromeric region. NCBI's taxonomy places the organism in Eukaryota, Metazoa, Arthropoda, Arachnida, Ixodida, Ixodidae. Gene Ontology annotation, biological process: mitotic chromosome condensation; meiotic chromosome condensation. Gene Ontology annotation, molecular function: histone binding.